Messenger RNA from Oryza brachyantha (malo sina), 1926 nucleotides. Its product is annotated as ATP-sulfurylase 3, chloroplastic. Gene Ontology annotation, molecular function: adenylylsulfate kinase activity; sulfate adenylyltransferase (ATP) activity. The transcript is spliced from 5 exons. Gene Ontology annotation, biological process: sulfate assimilation. The coding region runs from base 199 to 1635 and encodes 478 amino acids. The record is from RefSeq and is a predicted model, not a curated record. Lineage: Eukaryota; Viridiplantae; Streptophyta; Magnoliopsida; Poales; Poaceae.
CUUGUCUACGUUCACCCCGCCCAUGGCCUCCUCCCCGCGAUCCCAUCCAGGUUCAUCCUCCCCCUCCGUUUCUACCAGUGCUAUUAUAUAUUCAUCCGCAACCACUGCGAAGGCCGCGCGAGAAGAAGAGGAGGAGAAAGGGGGGCGCAUUAUAAGUAGGUGGAGGCGGAGGAGGAGAGCAAAUCGGGGAGGGGAGCCAUGGCGACGCAGGGCGCCUUCGCGGUGAGGUUGCCGCGGGUGUCGAGGCGGGGGAGCGAUUCGACGGUGGCGGUGCCGGCGGCGCCGGCGAGGGUGGGCGUGGCGGUGGGGAGGGGGAGUGGGAGGGGGAGGAAGGGCGUGGCGGUGAGCCGGGGGGUGAGGUGCAGGGCGAGCUUGAUCGAGCCUGACGGGGGCAGGCUGGUGGAGCUGGUGGCGGCCGAGGAGGGCGGGAGGAGGGAGGCGCUGCGGCGGGAGGCGGCGGCGAUGCGGCAGCGGGUGAGGCUGGGGCGGGUGGAGACGGAGUGGCUGCACGUGCUCAGCGAAGGGUGGGCGAGCCCGCUGCGAGGGUUCAUGCGCGAGAGCGAGUUCCUCCAAGCACUUCAUUUCAACGCCAUCCGCGGCGACGACGGGGGCAUGGUCAACAUGUCCGUCCCCAUCGUGCUCGCCGUCGAUGACGCGCAGCGCCGUGCCAUCGAGGCCUCCGGCGCACGCCGCGUCGCGCUCGUCGACGCGGCCGACCGGCCCCUCGCCGUCCUCAGCGACAUUGAGAUCUACAAGCAUAACAAAGAAGAAAGAAUUGCACGGACAUGGGGAACAACUGCACCUGGGUUGCCUUAUGUUGAUGAGGCGAUUACAAAUGCUGGUGAUUGGUUGAUUGGUGGUGACUUGGAGGUUAUAGAACCAAUCAAGUACAACGAUGGCCUCGAUCAGUAUCGCUUGUCUCCAGCCCAGCUGCGUGAGGAGUUUGCCAGGCGCAAUGCUGAUGCAGUAUUUGCGUUUCAGCUUCGCAACCCUGUGCAUAAUGGGCAUGCUUUGCUCAUGACUGAUACGCGCAAACGGCUUCUCGAGAUGGGUUACAAAAACCCUGUUCUUCUCCUCCAUCCAUUGGGAGGAUUCACAAAAGCAGAUGAUGUGCCUCUUAGUUGGAGAAUGAAGCAGCAUGAAAAGGUCCUUGAGGAAGGUGUCCUCAACCCAGAAUCAACUGUUGUUGCAAUCUUCCCCUCGCCAAUGCAUUAUGCUGGGCCAACUGAAGUGCAAUGGCAUGCUAAGGCUCGUAUAAAUGCUGGUGCAAACUUCUACAUAGUUGGAAGAGAUCCUGCUGGAAUGGGCCACCCAACUGAAAAAAGGGACCUGUAUGAUGCUGAUCAUGGGAAGAAGGUGCUGAGUAUGGCUCCUGGUCUUGAGAGGCUCAAUAUCCUUCCUUUCAAGGUGGCUGCAUAUGACACAAAGCAAAAGAAAAUGGACUUUUUCGAUCCAUCAAGGAAAGAUGAUUUCCUGUUCAUCUCUGGCACAAAGAUGCGUACACUUGCCAAGAAUCGCCAGAGCCCCCCUGAUGGAUUCAUGUGCCCGGGUGGCUGGAAGGUCCUUGUUGAAUACUACGACAGCCUGACGCCUUCUAUGGGCAGCAGCAAACUUCGCGAGCCGGUUGCUGCCUAGGAGCUGAAAACUACCUCAAAUAAGCAAUAACAUUGUACUACUAUCUUGCAACUGUAAAACGGUUCUUUGAGACAGAACCAAUGGUAUAUGAUUGUAUACUGGUCGCAAGGCCUAACAUUUGGGCUUGAUUCGGACAUCCCGGUGUGGUUUGUAUUUGCCAUAUCAUCUGGUAGUGCUGCACUGGGAGCCCAUCAUGUGCUUGGCGUUAAUAAGGAUGGGCUUUUUAUGCUCUGCCAGAUCUGUACAUACACAAUGUGGUGGUAUUUAUAUAGUGCUUGGUGUGUUUACUAA